This is a messenger RNA of Exaiptasia diaphana, 842 nucleotides long. RefSeq names its product centromere protein O. The coding region runs from base 1 to 468 and encodes 155 amino acids. Lineage: Eukaryota; Metazoa; Cnidaria; Anthozoa; Actiniaria; Aiptasiidae. The transcript is spliced from 8 exons. Gene Ontology annotation, cellular component: kinetochore; Mis6-Sim4 complex. The record is from RefSeq and is a predicted model, not a curated record.
AUGUUACAAAUAAUACAAUCAAGAGAUCAAUUAGAGAUUAUACGGCAUACAAUUCCAUAUUUUAUACCCAUUUCAGACAUUGAACAAGGUUAUUUAAAUACUGAUAUUCAGCUAUUUUUCACCAAACUGUUAAAAUAUCUGAAUGCUUACACAUCAAGAAAAGAACAGGUCAAGCAAAUUCAAACUUUGUACAGUCAUUUUCUUGUUGGUGGUAUUKCUGCUAGUUCUGCAUUUGACUAUGUUGAAUUUACACUCCAGGUCCCAAAAUAUCAAAAUWCUACCAUUGGAGUUAAACUGUCUUAUGAAAGUCUCACUGAUAGAUAUCCRAAGAAAGUUAAUUGGGAUGUACAAGGAAGUGAUAAAGAAGACAUGCAAGGAAAUUUAAUACCAAAACUAAAAAACUUUAAGGACUCAACCUUAGCUACAGUCAUAAAUAGUAUWUUAAAUUCAGAUGAUUUCAUGAAUUGAUGAUCUGUACUAACUGUAAUAAAAUUUGUUAAUAGAGUACAAACAUUAAAUGUGUGCAAUACUUUCCACUAUUUACUACAAAAUAGUGUUAAUUAAACAAUAGAAAACAAUAGAAUUAGCAUACUUUUAAGAGUAUUUAGUGGUAUUUAUGUUGCACAGUUUUAGUGUUUGCACUAGACCUCAAAGUGUAUUUGGKCAGCAAGUUGAUGGUUCCUGAGGAACUUGGACAAAUGGACUAUAAAUUUUUAGUCGAGAAGUAGACACCAAUGUUGUUAGUGCUUUCUGCUUUUUUCACUGCUCUCAUCAAUAAUCUCAUCUCAGUUUUGAAGAUGGUAUGUCAAUCUGCAUAUAAAACAUUAAAAACUGUACUAGUA